Colletotrichum destructivum is the source of this 3656-nucleotide messenger RNA. Its product is annotated as Putative PAS domain-containing protein. The coding region runs from base 942 to 3383 and encodes 813 amino acids. Gene Ontology annotation, cellular component: nucleus. The record is from RefSeq and is a predicted model, not a curated record. The transcript is spliced from 4 exons. NCBI's taxonomy places the organism in Eukaryota, Fungi, Ascomycota, Sordariomycetes, Glomerellales, Glomerellaceae.
UCGCUAUUGCUGCGGACAUCGUGGCAUUAGGGGCGCCUUGGUACGGCGCCUGCUAGAGAAAACGAGCCAUGUGCUUUCCGAAGCCACAAUAAGCUAUCUUCCGAAACCAACUCAAUGCUAAGGAAUCUCUUCUUGAUCAAUCCCUCGUCAAGCCCGUCUCUCUCCUUGCUGACUAUCAUCCUCUCUUCCAGCAUAGCGUGACACCUCCUCACACGCUUGCUCAUAGGACCGCAGUGAGGUUCGCGAAAACAUGUCGUGUCUUCCGUUAGCCAGAACACUAUUAGGAGCUUCUUGUCCCUCCACAAUUGUAGCCAAAAAAAAUCAUAUCCCGGUAUCCCGGUAUGACUAGGGACCCAGGAACCGUUGGUGGAUUUGUCAACUCAAUCCCAACGCCUUACUAGGGUCUUACAAUGUCGGUGUCGUCUAUCCAACAUGCCCACGCGACUAGUCCUGACCCGUCACCAACGCCUGGGCCUGCCUGUAAGUCAACAAAGACUGGUCGACGUCCUGAUUCAAUUCUUUCAGCCAUGAACUGUCUCUUGCACUGCCCAGAGCUAUGCUCAGCUCGGCUAGUUGGCGAUCUCGGUACUCGGCUGAAGGUCAAUUCGCAAUGGCAUUUUACACACAUCACGGCUACCAACCACAGCCCCUCGCGCCCUACCGCAACGCAACUCUGUGGGGUUUCUGCACUUUUAAAUUGCUGCAGAAGGCGAUCAUCGCCUCCUCUAGACUAGAUGUACUCGAGACAGAAGAGCAAGGUUGAACGGGUACCUGACGCGGUAAGCCGGCCCCUCCACCAGGCAUACGAAACUGACAUGCUGCUGGCGCUCACUCGUCUCGCCCGUCUUUAGUGUAGCUAGUUGCCAAUACUUACCUGCCGGGCCCUUCUUUGUCACACUCCUCGCUGUGAAGAUGGCGCCGCCCUCUGUCUAGCUAGGUUGAUGACGUUGUGGAAGCUAAUGGUUUCACCUGCUCCAUCUCCGAUCUAUGACCUUGGACCACGUUCUAUACUAACACUGUUCCGGCGCAGGAGGUACAUGGCUCAAGUUGCUUCUAUCAACACUAACCACCGCCGACAUAGGCACGGUGGGCUCACGCAAACCCAGAUGACUGGCUUUGACUCUCUCAGUGUAACAUCUCUCCACAAACAACAACAACAACAACAACAACAACAACAGCAGCAGCAGCAGCAACGAGCCAUGGAUGUGGACGAGGGUGGGGCUGACAUCCCCGAUAUUCCUUUCAAGCGUCCCGCAAGCCGAAUGCCUCCAGACCAGGCGUUUAACCCGUCGCGAUUUCAGGAGGCUUGGGAAGACGAAGACAAGAACUGGUCUACCCACCAAAGGCCCAUCAAUCCUAAUGCCAUUGCCCCCAGACAAGACAGAAGUGCCGUACAGUCUCCUGACAUCCCUCACAGGGGGAGAGUCAACUCUCCUGAAUCCAUAAAUGUCCAGCAAAGGUAUACGUCGUCGAGCCCGCCGAGAAGCCCUCGAACACGGUCUUCGAGGUCCAGAGCCAACUCAACGACGUCAUCGUACCAAACGAAUAACACCUCACUUCCUCCUCUGCAGACCAAAGGCGCGGGCGAUGACGAGAUCCUCGAGCCGUUAGCCGAGGAAGAGAUUGAGCCCGGAUCCUUCGACCUUGUAGUGCCGUCACACGGCGAUAACGGACAGUACUCUUUGGAGGAUCGGUCCGAGCUUCUUUUCUCCAAGGACCACUUGAGGGCCAUUUUCAAAGACCGCAUCCUCCUACAGCGGUUCACCGACUUCCUUCACUCCGCCCGCCCCGACUCGCUGCCCCUUCUCACGUACUACCUCGACUGUCUGAAAGCACUACGUGCCAUCUCAUAUUCAAACGCAAUCGCAAAUGGUCUAGAUACCCUGCCAGAGCAUACGUUCUCAUCAGAAAAUACCAACAACACAAGUAACAGCUCACUGGAGAAGAAGGCAGAGGCUGCUUUUGACGUUCUCGUCCAGGAAGACCUCCCUGCUUAUGUCACAUACACGUGGAUUCAGACAGUCAGCGUAUCUAUCAAGCGGCGUAUUACAGGAACACUUCCCGUCCAACUGAGAGAAAUGUCCGAGGGCUUAGCAGAGGUCUUUUGCUUGACAGAUCCAUCAAGGCAUGAUAAUCCCAUUGUCAUGGCGUCCGAAGAAUUCCACAGAACAACACAGUAUGGAAUGAACUAUGUCAUCGGCCGCAACUGUCGCUUCCUUCAAGGCCCGAAGACAAACCCAUACAGCGUAAAACGAUUACGCGAGAGGUGUCUGGCCGGCAAGGAGCAUUACGAAACGUUCCUCAACUACCGCCGAGACGGCUCACCCUUCAUGAACCUGCUCAUGGUGGCCCCGCUAUAUGACAGUCGCGGCACUGUCCGCUACUUCAUUGGUGCCCAGGUCGACGUCUCGGGUCUUGCCAAGGAAAGCUCCGGUCUUGAAGCACUGCAAAGCCUUGUCGUCGACAAGGAGGCUACCACCACCGCCAUCAACGGUCAAAGGAACUACAAGACAGAUGAGGAGAAGGAUGAGUUCCAGGAGCUGAGUGAGAUGUUCAAUAUGGCUGAGCUCGAAACAGUCCGCAGGCGGGGCGGAAACAUGCACCGCGUGCCACAGGACGAGAACCAAGCAUCAACAUCGACGAACUGGCACAAGCCCCGCAUCCUGAUCCAGGAUGAAUCCUCCUCUGUCCACCAGUCUAACCCUGCAGUACCACUGACGAGCGGUAGGCUCUCGGGCGUCUACGAACACUACCUCCUUGUCCGCCCCUACCCCAGUCUUCGCAUUCUCUUCGCCUCCCCAUCGCUCCGACUGCCGGGCAUUCUCCAAUCCAACUUCAUGGACCGGAUUGGCGGCUCCAACCGCGUGCGCGAGGGCCUCUCGCACGCCCUCGCCGACGGCCAUGGCGUCACGGCAAAAGUUCGCUGGAUUAGCAAGUCCAGCAGCGAGGGUCGCGUGCGCUGGAUCCACUGCACCCCCCUCCUCGGAAGCAACGGCGCCGUCGGUGUGUGGAUGGUCGUCCUCGUCGACGACGAGACCGAGGCUGGUGUCAAGAACCGCAAGGAAGCGCCCCCUGUGGAUGGCCGUCUGCGCAGAACCGGCGCCCUGGGCCAGCAGCCCCGUCCUUCAAUCGAUGACAACAUGAGCCUCUCGGGCUUUGCCGCGAUGAACCGGGCCCGAGAUGAAGUUGACGAGCCCAUCGCUGAUUUAGACAUGGACGGGCCCGACCGCCCCUUGAGUCGCGCAAGCCGCGAGAGCCUGUCGAGUCGGUUGAGCCGGGGGCCGGUCAGUGCGCCGCAUCAACCCGGACCUACUCGCGGCUCCGACGACCCUGACGGCGGGCCACCUCGGCCUGCGUUCACGGUACGGCUGGGAGAAGAUUGAUCUCAUGUCUAUUUGCCAUGGAUUCUUCUGCGUGGGCCUUUUGGCCAAAAUUGCACGGCGUCACGGCGACUCUCUCAAAAUGCUGGCUAAUUGCUUCCGGCCUCAUGUACUUAAUAAUUACCUACUCGUCCGACACCUGAUCGGCGACUGACGUUUGCUGUCUAUUGACAAUGGGUGCUAUUACAUGAAAACUUUCCAAGCACUAUCAUUGAAACUCGAUUUCACCUUGAACCAACGACGAGAUCACGUAUCUCUCUGGUGAGGGUGAUGCGU